This is a messenger RNA of Solea solea (common sole), 3374 nucleotides long. It is a transcript of the gene ccdc66, whose product is annotated as coiled-coil domain containing 66. Gene Ontology annotation, molecular function: microtubule binding. The record is from RefSeq and is a predicted model, not a curated record. Lineage: Eukaryota; Metazoa; Chordata; Actinopteri; Pleuronectiformes; Soleidae. Gene Ontology annotation, cellular component: cilium; microtubule. Gene Ontology annotation, biological process: cilium assembly. The transcript is spliced from 21 exons. Bases 165 to 2750 code for a protein of 861 amino acids.
UGUUGUCAGCAACCAACGUACACAAUCCAACAUCCAGGAACUGUCGCGUGCCUGACCAGUCUAUUCACAGCAAAACAUCAUCUUUAUCCACGAACGCGGUGUCCCGGUCUUUAUAAGACCUGCCGCUGCCGCCGCCGCUCAAAUCAAUAAUCUCUGUUGUCGUCAUGAAUCUCGGAGACGGCCUGUUGUUUGAAUUUGAAAAUGGGAAACCCAAGUUGAUUGUUCUCAGUCAUGGUGUUGAAAAGAAUCCAGCAAAGCAGCUGCUCUUCAGGCCCAGAGCAGCGAAUAACAUCCUGAGCUCCAGGCAGCUCUCUUCUUGUCUGGAGGAGGUGCAGGGAGUGGAGCGUCCAACCCAGCAGCAGCUCGGGAGAUGCAAAGAGGCCAGGAGCAAGACAGUAGGGGCAGCGGCCUCCUCUUUCUCCAACACCAGCACCACUAAUGAGAGGAGCACUCCUUUGACAUCAUCCAAGACACAUGGACAUCACAAUGGGGCUGGCAUCAAAGCAGUGACCAAGGUGAACUCACACAGACACAAACAAGGCUCCACGGUUGGAUCCUUGGGGGCCAGCGGGAAAACAGCAACGCCUCAGAGCGGUGGGGCGCGAGCUGGUGGAAAGGCGGGACUUAAGGAUAAACUGGCCGGUGGGGACGCAGGACAGAAGGACAGUGUCGUGGUUCUGACAAAUGAGCAACUACAGCAGAUCCUCAACACCGUCCAGACGUCAAGGACUGGCCAACCACCACCAGAGGAGCACAACGUGCAGGGCUCACAAUCUGGCACCUCACUGAAUGAAGGGGGAGGAGGAGGAGGGGAGAUGAAGGAGGAAGACAGAGGAGGAGGGGAAGUACUGAAGAGGGUAGAAGGUGAUGGAGGAGUAAUUUAUACAACUGGAACGUCUCAGGACAAAGACAACAGGUUGUCUGGGUGUUUCUUCAGCUGGCUGGAGGGGCGACAAUCAGGCAGCAGAUUAGCCACUGAUAUCAAGAAAGCUCAGUGGAGGAGAGAACUUGAUGAGCAGGUCGCACUGAAACAGCAGCAGCAGCGUUUCCUUCCUGACAGACCUCAGACUGGGGAAGACAGAGAGAGUGUGUUAUCGCAUCACAGCUCCACCAAACACAGGGAACAGCCUGCAGCCAUCAGAUCCAGCCUCAAACUCGGGGACAUCACACCAGUGGAGGAAGUGAUGAGUGUUGACAGGAGAGAGGAGCAAAGGAGAUGUUGGCUUGUGGAGCUGGACAGACAGAGAGAGGAAACGGCUGAACGCAGGAGACGAGAGAAACUGCUCCAGAGCCAGACAGAAGACCAUGACCUCUGGACUACACACUUUGACUCGCUGCAGAGGCGGCCUCCUGUCCACACCACAGCUCCUCCAUCAGCUCCACCUCCAGCUCCAUCCAUUGGAUCUGAGCGAGGGGAGUGGGAGCCUUCAUCCAGCCUGUCCUUAGUCUGGGACGCCACAAGCAGCUGUGGAACAGAGAGUGUGGAUCUGACCAACAGGUUCCCGAGUAGAGCCAGCUACCUGAGGACCAUGACUGCCCUGUUGGAUCCCGCCCAGAUAGAGGAAAGAGAGAGGAAGAGGCUCAAACAGCUCGAGCAGCAGCGAGCAAUUGAAGCCCAGUUGGAGGAGCGCCGGCAGCAGAGGGAGAGAGAGCAGAUGAGGAGGAGAGAGGAGGAGGACAGGGAUGCAAGGAGGGUGGCUGCGGAGAGGGAGAUGCUACAGAGACAGUACAAGCUGGAGAGUCAGAAGGUCAGAGAUACUGAGCCACCGAGUCAGCAGGCUGAGGAGCCAAAGAAAGUUCACAAUCAGAUGCUGGAACCCAACAUUCCCAGUCAUUUGGAGCAGAGUGUUAGCAGUUCACUGCCCCCGUACAGAGACACUGCUGUACAGACAGACGCUCCUUCUGUCCCACUAACAGACGCACAGAGGGUUCAGACUCCUGACGUCUCUGCACAGUACCAGGCACCUGUUACUCCUCCAAACAGCAGGAACCCUGCAGUGAGGACAGGCAAGGAGAACAUCUGUUUGCCAGAAGAAGGAGGAGGAGGAGGAGGAGGAGGAGGAGGAGGAGGGGACCCAUAUGAAGCAUUUGCACGGACAGAGAGGAACAAGAGGGACAAGAGGAGGCCAGAGUGGAACACACAGAAGCCCAGCCGUCGCUUCGUUCCCGCCUCGGAGCGUUACCCAGCUGCUCUGCAGAGGAACAGACAGGAGAGUCGACUGAAGAGGCAGGCUGAGCUCCUUGCCCUGCAGGAGAGGACAUGUCUGUCCAGGACAGAACCUCCUCCUCAGCACCAGGAUCCUCGUCUCUGCUCCAACUUCACGAAGGCUGGAGCUGGACUUAACAACAAGGAGGAGACUGUUUCCAGAGGACAGAACAUCUCUACUGUCGUCAACAAUGAAAGACACAGGAUGCAGAGUCGACAGGCCCCCAACCCUCUUCCUCCACUGGUCCAGGAGUUUGUUCCUUACAUCCGAACUGAUGAAAUCAUCCUGGACCCACUGGAGUCUGCUGAUAAUCUCCCACCACACACAUACACAGAUGCUGCUCCUCUGAGCUCAGCGUCUCCUCCUUCCUCCUCACACCGGGGCUCUCUCCUCCAGCCUGAGCAGCUUUGUAAGACACACACACAUCGGCAGCAGGAGAUCCUCAGAGGCCUGGCUCAGCUACGACAGGGUUUAUUACAAAAGCAGAGAGAGUUGGAGACGGACCUGAACCCUCUAUUGAAGCGCCAUGACAACAAGCUCUAGUCCACUGACCAAAACACUGUGAAUUCCCUAGACCAAAGUCAGUUUCUCUUGUAUUUUAUUCAGUCAUUUAACACUGAUUGAACUUAGACGUUCUAUGCAUGUCAUGGAGGAGUUUAUGGAGAAUAUUAGAACAUUCAGAACCAGGGCGAACCAAGACUUGCACUGAGAACCAUCUCCACCCACAGGGGAGGAGGGUGGGAGGUAAAAGUAAUUGUGGUGAAAUGUUCACCCUUUAGGUUAGGUUUUGUCUAUUCUAUUCAAUUUUUUUUUAGCUUCCUGCAGGACAGGAAGCUUAAUAAAUCAGAUUAUGUUUUUGUGAUUUAUUUUUUUUUCUAAUUUAUUGCAAAUACCAUGAAUGUGUGAGACCAUUUACAUUUUCUACAACUGUAUUUGGUUUUGGUAUCCAGUAAUUAUACUCUUAGCUCAAUUUUUCAUUUGAAAACACAACAGUAGGGCGUCAAGACACCACUUGACACCAAGUGAAGGCGCCACUAAAGGUUCCAACUACUUUGUGAAUCACAUUUUUUACUAUUUAUAACUUCUUUGUUGCAGUCUGACUCAACAUUUUCAAAAAUCAAAAUAAGUGUAUAUAUCUUGAAUAAAGACGACUGAUUUUGAGUCUGA